Molecule: messenger RNA, 2161 nt
Organism: Strongylocentrotus purpuratus (purple sea urchin)
Lineage: Eukaryota; Metazoa; Echinodermata; Echinoidea; Camarodonta; Strongylocentrotidae
Gene: pomgnt2
Product: protein O-linked-mannose beta-1,4-N-acetylglucosaminyltransferase 2
Exons: 2
Coding region: 204-1919 (571 amino acids)
Biological process (GO): protein O-linked glycosylation via mannose
Cellular component (GO): endoplasmic reticulum
Molecular function (GO): protein O-acetylglucosaminyltransferase activity
Source: RefSeq, a predicted model, not a curated record
AGGUUCAUUUGACUUUUUUACACGGCGGCUGCUCAUCGAUAUUUCAGCAUAAAUUUUCGCGGGAAACUACAAAACGCAUCAUUGGUAUCUCCAAAGAUUCUGUAUCGUGUGUCACUUCCUGACUGUUACGGUACUGCCCUGAGUUUCUUCACUUUGAUCAACUGAGGAGACGUUCUUGACAGAGGGCUUUGCGGAGACGAGAAAUGGAGGUGUCAACACUUUUGCUUACAAUCUUGAUACCUCUGCUAGCAUGCAGUGUGUAUUACUGCCGUCAUCUGAAGCAGCAACUUGCUACCUCUAGGACUAAGGCUGAAGAGUCUAGUUAUCUCCCCAAAGAAGAAAGAACGUUGGCUAACGGUUCACAGGAUUGGGCCACAUAUCUUGAAGAGUGGGGCAGCAGUGCCAGGUGCCAAGGGUCAACCAACGUCGACAGGCGUUGCAUUUUCCACAACCUUUGCUACUACACCAAAUACAACGACUUUGUCUUCCUGCAUGCACCACACUCCAUCAGUGAAGGAAUCCCAGACGAUCGCCAGCAACCAGCCCUUGUAGACUUGUCUUCUGUACCGGAUCACAACACCCAGUAUUUUGGUUAUGUGGAUGUUCCAAGUACUGUUGUGCAGUCAAUAAAGAAUGUGUCUUAUCAGGAAGGAAAGUACUUGCUUUUUAAUCGCUUCAACAUGGGCAACCUCAUGCAUGUGUUUCACGAUGAUCUCCUACCCGUGUUUUACACGCAGCUUCAGCUUGGUCUUCUCAAUCUUCGAUCCGGUGUCAAUGACGCGACGCUACUCACAAGCGAUAGUCAGGAAGAGGGACCCUAUUUUCAACUCUAUGAGCACAUCUCAAAGAAGACACCCAUUCUUACACAUCAGUUAUCUCAAGAUGAUUCAUCAAGAUUGGCCUGCUUUGAGGAAGUUCAUGUAGGACUCAGCAAGUUUACCACCUGGUAUCAGUAUGGCUUUGAUAUACCGCAAGGUCCUCUGGACGACAUUGCUGUUACCUCUACAGAAAUUGAAUUGUUUACAUCCUUCUACAAAUCCAAACUAAACAUUGAUGGAUGUUCCAAUGCAGAAAUUGAGAAUUCAAAUACAUUUGUGAUCCUGUUGAGGAGAACAAAUCGGCUUAUUCUGAAUGAAGUGGAAUUAAGUUUGGCCCUAGCGCAGCAUUUUGAUGCCUUGGUGGUUGUAGCAAGUUUAGAGAUGUAUUCCCUAUCAGAGCUCAUAGGAUUGAUCUCUUGCUCAAAGGGUCUAGUGGCUGUUCACGGAUCCCUGCUCUCGCUUUCCAUCUUCCUGCCUCCCUGUUCCGUCCUAGUCGAGAUCUUCCCUUACGCUGUGAAUCCAGACAACUACACGCCUUACAGGACGCUGGCUCAUCUGAAGGGAAUGAACAUCGUCUACAGAGCAUGGAGAAACUUUGAUGAGAUCAACACGGUCACAUACCCUGACGCCGAGCCCGAAAUUGGGGGCAUCGCCCACCUCGAGCCAGAGCUCCAGGAGCAAAUCCUAUCAAGUGCAGAGGUUCCUUCUCACCUAUGCUGCAAUGAUCCAGCAUGGUUGUUUAGAAUCUAUCAGGACACCAUAGUCGAUGUUGACAGUUUCGUAGAAGUGGUCAGAGAUGCUCUUCUUGAAUCUCAAGAUGGAGCCAUAGAAAAUGAGAUUGGUAGAGUGCCCUACCAACCAGGAGCUGUCCAAGAGGUGUCCUGCUUCACCAUACCUCUUCCAUCUGGGGUUGUAACAAGUGAGGAUGAUGAUGGUGAUGAUGAUGCAGUAGGCCUCUUGUUGUCGUGGAGUCCACCUUGGAACAUCCCUUUCAUCCAAAACACCAUCAAAGCAGAUAACUCCAUCACUUUGGACUACGAGGUGACGAUCCAAGAGCAGGGGAAGGGGAAGUGUACGCAGGGGCGUUCGUCUUGCCAAUGACCUCGCAUCUAUUCAAAGAAGGUUUUAAGAAGGGUCAUGUUUACUUUGCAUGGGUCAGAUGUAAAGCGGGAGGUAAGACUGGACCGUAUGCAGCGAUCACCUCCUGUCCAUAUAAGGAAGACUAAAAAAUAUGCUUUCAGAAUGGUCUCCUGGUUAAAAACCCUUUAGGAAGUAAAAAAAUGAAUUUGAUAAAUAAUACAUCAAUGGAAAGCUUAUAAGCCAUAAAUUAAAAUAAUAAUACC